Daphnia pulicaria is the source of this 914-nucleotide messenger RNA. Its product is annotated as E2F-associated phosphoprotein-like. The transcript is spliced from 3 exons. NCBI's taxonomy places the organism in Eukaryota, Metazoa, Arthropoda, Branchiopoda, Diplostraca, Daphniidae. Gene Ontology annotation, cellular component: nucleus. The coding region runs from base 144 to 893 and encodes 249 amino acids. The record is from RefSeq and is a predicted model, not a curated record. Gene Ontology annotation, biological process: positive regulation of cell population proliferation.
GAAUCGAGUUAUAACGAUGUCAACAAAGAAUUGACAGAAGGGCACAUGCUUAUUUGCUUAGUUAUACGUACGUAAGACCAUCGUUUAAUGCUUGUUGAUGAAAACAAUAUUGGUUUCUUGUGUAAUAACGCUCUUUUUCCAAAAUGGAUUCAGAUGACGACUACAUUGUCCAACAGUUCAGCGAUGAAGGAGGCAUCGAUUCGAGCGAUGACGAUGAAAUGGUUAUGAAAGAAUUUUACAAGCAAUCAGAGUGUGGGGAAAAAAAGUCGUUGAAAGAUUUUCAGGCUGAAAUGAACAAGGAAUUGGAGCUUCGUGUGGCAACUUAUCUUGAGAAAGAAAAAAUUCAAGAUCCAACAAAAUUUGGGAGUGAUGUUAAAACAGAAAGCAAGUCAAGAGAUCACUACUUUGACACUGAUUCUGAAGAAGAUGUCGAAACAGAAGAUUCAACAGCUCAAGCACAAUCUAAUAUGGAAUUAUUUUAUGAUCCUCAAAUGGAUCUCAAAGAUGAAUCCUAUGUACAAAAGCAGCGAGACAUGUACAGAAAGAAAUUCAAGAAUCAGGCCAAGCCCAAACUUUUACCUAACAGUGAUGCAGUGUUGAACUGCCCUGCAUGUUUUACAACUUUAUGCCAUGACUGUCAGAGGCAUGAAACUAUCAAAACACAGUACAGGGCUAUGUUUACUUUUCAUUGUCAAGUAGACAUGAGUGAGGUGAUGAAAAUUCCUCUGCAGUCACAGAAAAACCGUUCCAAGAAGACGGCGUCAGAUGAACCUACUUUCAGUGGGUCUGAAGAUGUUUAUCAUCCAGUACGGUGUUCCACGUGCAACACACAUGUGGCUAUGUUUGAUAGUGAUGAAGUGUAUCAUUUUUUCAAUGUCGUUACGAGUCAUUGAAUAAAGUCCCGUCUGUUAUUA